AAAAAAAAAAAAAGUAAAAUAUACCCUACCCUUAAAUAAUGGCACAGCUACCUAGUUUACGUUUUGUAAAUAACUAUAAUGUUGAGGGCUGGUUAUUGAACGUACAUACAUAUAAUGAACCUGAAGACACUAUGACAACGGCAAUAAGCAUCGUUGAUGCUGAUAAUAAUGGUAUACCUACAGAAAAUAUUCGUAAGAAUAGGCAUGGAAGACCCAGUUCAAUAACAUCCGAAGAUAGUAUUAGUUUAGAUGAACUAAUUAAAGCUAAUUUUACGGGUGACAUGGAUGAUGAAACUGAUUUACCCGAUCUUGCUAAUUUGGAUCUAGAUGAUUCUACUGAAGAGUUUUGGAAAUUGGAUAAUAGUGAUAUAAUUAGCUCUUUAGAUUCUGAAUUUGAUGACUUUUUAUCAUCAAAGGUAUAAAACUUUUAUAAAUUAUUAUGCAAGCUAAAUAUA
Messenger RNA from Cokeromyces recurvatus, 455 nucleotides. RefSeq lists its product as uncharacterized. The record is from RefSeq and is a predicted model, not a curated record. Bases 39 to 422 code for a protein of 127 amino acids. Lineage: Eukaryota; Fungi; Mucoromycota; Mucoromycetes; Mucorales; Mucoraceae. The transcript is spliced from 4 exons.